This is a messenger RNA of Tribolium castaneum (red flour beetle), 1206 nucleotides long. RefSeq names its product venom protease. NCBI's taxonomy places the organism in Eukaryota, Metazoa, Arthropoda, Insecta, Coleoptera, Tenebrionidae. Gene Ontology annotation, biological process: proteolysis. Bases 99 to 1160 code for a protein of 353 amino acids. Gene Ontology annotation, molecular function: serine-type endopeptidase activity. The transcript is spliced from 6 exons. The record is from RefSeq and is a predicted model, not a curated record.
UGCAUCCACAACAAACCGAUAAGACACCAAAUAACCUUUCACCCCCAAACAGCCUCCAGUAGCUUCUAAACUUUGUUCAGAGUAACAAACAAACCAAAAUGUUACCCAAGUCUUCAAUAUUUUUAUUAUUUUGUAUUAAAAUUUACGUUUCUGGCCAAGCAAUUGGCACAGAAUGCACUACUCCGGACCAAAAACCCGGAUCUUGCACCAACAUUGACGACUGUCCCUUCCUUCUCAAUCUUCUCAUGAACCACAACUCAAACAACACGGUUCGAACUUACCUAAGGGCUGCCGUUUGCGAAUAUUCGGGGCGCAACCCUGUGGUGUGUUGCCCCAAACAGGCCACAAGUACAAAUACAUCAUCAAAAUUACCCAAAAGUCCAGCCUGUGGCUUUAGCAACAACACGAUCCCGAGAGUGGUCAAUGGAGUGCCAGCAAAACUGGGGGAAUUUCCCUGGAUUGUCGCGCUGGGGUACAGGAACUCAAAGAACCCGGACAUGCCCAAGUGGCUGUGUGGGGGCUCCCUGAUCACUAAAAAACACGUCCUGACGGCCGCGCACUGCGUACACAAUCGGAGAGAUUUAUAUAUUGCUCGUUUGGGCGACCUGGACUUAUACUCAGACGAUGAUGGGGCUACCCCUUCAACUAUAGUUCUGGCUAAAGCGAAAAUUCACCCCGAUUACAACCCCGCCAGAUUUACCAACGACAUUGCAAUUCUCACAUUAAAAGAAACAGUGAAUAAUCCUACCGUAUGGCCCGUUUGUUUGCCAACCAUCGACCCGUACCGCUCCAUGUCUUACCUCAACUUUCAACCGACUUUGGCCGGCUGGGGCUCCAUUUCAUUUAAUGGCCCUUCCAGCUCAACGUUGCAACAAAUUUUCGUCCCCGUGUUAAAUCAGCAACAAUGCGAACGGGCCUUUUCCAGAGUCGCCACAAUCGAUAAUAAAAUUAUUUGUGCUGGUUCUUUGAACGGUGAUAAAGACGCCUGUGGUGGAGAUUCUGGGGGGCCCCUAAUGAACGAAAUCAACGAAGGGUCAAAUUUUCGCAUUUACCAAAUUGGCAUUGUUUCGUACGGCUUCCGGUGCGCCGAACCCGGCUAUCCGGGGGUUUACACAAGAGUCACGGCUUUCGUGGACUGGAUUGAGAAGAAUUUAGAUUAAGUUGUAAUUGUAUUGAUUGUGGAAAUAAAAAAUGAACUGAAAUAAU